Molecule: messenger RNA, 3335 nt
Organism: Melanaphis sacchari
Lineage: Eukaryota; Metazoa; Arthropoda; Insecta; Hemiptera; Aphididae
Exons: 4
Coding region: 525-2183 (552 amino acids)
Source: RefSeq, a predicted model, not a curated record
GAAACCACCACAGAGUCAGUGCACCAAUAGCUAACGGAUAAACGUUGUUGUUAGUUGUCGUUCGUUCUUAAGAAUAAAUCGAACAAUUGUUAUACGAAAAAAAAUCGCCGGUACGCCGUUAUUGUGAUUAUUAUUAUUAUUGUGACUAUAUUUUUAACAUUCAGUGUGCAUCGUACGAAUUCUAAACGAUAUAUUGUCAUCAUUUUUUUCUCGGUCUUGGCAAUUUAUUUAAGACAAAACGUCAUGUAAUCGUAUACGGAUUUUACGAUAAUACUGGUAUCUUACGAGUCUAGUGCCGUUCGGACGACCGUACUGUACUUUUUAUAGGUAUUGAAGGUACGACGCCCGAUAAAGAAAUAAUUUGCUAACGUGAUAUUUUGGUGUUAUUAUACUAUUAUGUAUUACUCGUAUCAAAGGAAAAAGAUGUCCAACUUUCAAAGAAUAUAGUAAAUAUAUUUUUAUGACACAUAAACUUUACAGCUUUCCAAUAGAUAAGCUUUUGUAGAUCUAAUGCUUGUGCUAUAAUGAAGCACGAAAGCCAGCACCCAGAGCUUAUUUCAAAUGGAAAGGGAAAACCUUUCAAAAAAAGCAUCAGUUUAAGUGCCCUGGGUCUGGGAAAACUGUGGCGAAGGCGAUCUGUGACCAUAACCGAAUACGAUCCAUGUUACAAGGUCGUUUAUCUGGGCAACGUCCUCACUGGCAUAGCCAAAGGUGAAAUGUGCGUGGAGAAGCCGCUGUGCAGCCUUUGGAAAAACUACACGUGCAAUCAGAAACCGGACGUGCACAUGAAGUUGACUAUCACACAGUCGGGUUUGAAGGCGUUUACCAAAGAGCACGGGCUUACCGAAUACUGGAGUCACCGGGUCACCUAUUGCCUGGCGUCGCCGCAAUUCCCGCGAAUAUUCUGCUGGGUGUACCGGCACGAGGGUCGCAAGCUCAAGCAGGAACUCAGAUGCCACGCGGUCGUGUGCACCAAAGAGUCGGUGGCCAGACAGAUCGCGGGCCAACUGCGCGGCCGCCUGGCGCAGGCUCUCAGCGAGUUCAAGCGGGAUAAGAUCAGCCGGCAGAACGCUCGACUAUCGUUGGCUAACAGCGUGUACGAGAACCCGUCGUUGCCGCGUCGAAAGAUCCUGUUAUCCACCGGGUCGCAUAAUUACAGGCCGCCGUUGGAGCGGUCCAAGUCGGCGCCGCGGCUCGUGUCCAUCGAAGAGAGCUUGGAAGAGGAUGACGAACCGGCCGACUCCUGCGCAGCGUUUAGGAGAUGUCGAGCAGAGAACCGGUUGCGGACCGGCACGCUGCGCAACCGGUUGGGCGGACUUCACGGUUAUAGGGAGACGGCCGCCACCACUGCUGCAGCCAUUACUGCCGCCACCGUCGCCGCUGCUACUGAAUCCUCUGCCGACGGCACUACCGACGCCACUGGAAUGAUAGGCGAAAUCGAAAACCGACUAGCCAAAAACUUGCAGCUCGAAGACGUCGGAUCGACCGAUGACGGCGCACAACCAUCUCAAGACAUAGAUUGCGAUUCGAUUGAAUCAUUACCGUCUUAUCGAGACGUCGUAGCCGAAGAUCAAGAAUCCACUUCGUCCUCUUCGUCUUCGACGAUUUGCGUCGAACAACAACAGCAUGAACUGCUUCCCAAGUACAACGAAGUGAUUGUCGACUGUCCACAAGGUCCAGAAGACGUGUGCUACAAAUACAACAGCUUGGUCAGGGACCGGAAGAGGCUAUUCGAGAGCAUAGGUGGAGGCGUAGGUAAACGUCGCGAUCAGUUCAAACGAAUGAGCUCAGACUCGGAGCUUCUGGGCGCCUACAACAACCUGGUAAAGAACCGAAAGCUGAUGUUUGAAGGCUGUUAUCCAGAUGACGACGGUGACGACGAUUUGGACGUGAACGAGGAGGACUUGUUGGAUGAGGACAAAGACUGCGGAUAUCCGGAUGACGAGUCCACGCCCAGCUUACAGAGCAUAUCUAGUGGAGGAUCGGAUGCGUGCAAGAAGAUUGCUGUGGACCUGGAUUCGCUGUCAGAGGAGGACAGCGAUGAGAGUGGUUACGUGGAGGCGCCGCCGUCACGUUGUCCUGUCGAUGUGGCUGACCAUGUUGACAAGGAAAAAGAGCUUCACAAACGCAGUAAUCAUGCCGUGACCGCCAGGAAUGCUUCUGCUCGACGGGUCGGCGCGUGAAAAUCGCCCGCUUAAUACCAUAUAAAAAAGACUUUUGUUUUAAAAUUAUUAUUGAUUUUAUGAUUUUGAAAGCGUCGGGAGUGUAUUGCCACUGUGUGUCUUGUUUGCACCAGGCAAUACGAUGUAUUAUGACGAUAUUAUAUGUGUUAUUAUUAUAUUAUUAUAAUAUAUACCAACUAUUAUUGUUAUUAUAAUUAUUGUUGUUGUUAUUCCAAACGUGUGUGACCCCGGCGUGGGCGUGCGUUAGUCGAAUAAGAAACAAGGACGUCGAGAAUGAACAAGCGCAAAGCGUUAAUAUUAAAAAAAAAAAAGAAUUUUAAAUACCAUCUACCAGAACAAGCUCCUCCGUCGUCGUUAUUGCAGUUGUUUUCGCGUGGAAGAAAUAAUCGUUACAAUACUGUAGAUAACUCAUCGUGAAAAGCAUUGCCUGCGGACAAAAACUUGUUUUUUCUGUCAUUAUUAUUAUUAUUAUUAUUACUUUUAACAUUGUAAAAAAACCAACCAGUUACAACGUAUUUAUUUCAACUUUUUCGUACGAAAUUUAAUAUACCAUGAUUUUUUUGUCGUCAUUUGCCACUCGCACUCGUACGUUACGCUAUUAUAUAACACUAUAAUAACAAUAAUAAUAAUAAUAAUAAUAAUAAUAAUAAUAACAACAACAAUAAUAAUAUCAUAGAUAAUUAUUACGUUAUGUGUACAUUUAUAUUUUAUUAUGUGUAAAUGUCACAAAUCGACCUAGUCAAGCAAUCGUGUAUUAUUAGGAAUUAGUGUUUUUAGGUUGCGAAUCGUAUGUUUUAUAGUUUAAUAUUAUGUAUAAGUAUAUAUGUAUGUGUGUAUGUGUAUUGAGUAUGUGUUGCUGGGAGAAAUGAAAGGGUAGAGCAAUAGGACUAUUAGAGAAAGAGUGUUUUGUUGGGCCUUUGCUGACGAUAUUUUACUGUCGUAAAACAUACGAUUAAUACCAAAUAAGGUGCUAGCUAUAAUUUAUCGAAUUAGGCUUUUGAUUAUAUUUUUUUUAGGUAGAGGUGUGGCCCACUCCAUUACUUUCAAAUUCUAUCAUUAUGCACUUUUUUCUAUACCCUUUCAAACAAAAUUUGUGAUUUUUUUUAAAAAAUUUGAAAAUAUAAUAUUUUUAAUUGAAUUAGCUUAUCGAGC